UGCAAAUAUCAGAAGGGUAUCUCUUUUUAACCGUGUGUGGCUAGCUCGGCUUCACGUUGUUUUCUUUUUUGGCUCUUCCAAAACACUCUCUGCAUCUCAAAUUUCCCAAACUCAGUCUCUCUUGCUCUCCACACCUAUCUUAUUCUGAUAUUAUCAGCAUUUUUGUAAAGAAAGAAAAACCUGUCUCUUUUUGGGUUCCUGAAAUGCUGGCGUCUCAAUUGUGCUGUUAUAUUUUGUUGGGACAAGAGUUUAAGUCCAGAGUUUGAUUCUUUGGGCUGAAUGAGCUCCCAUGCCUUUACUAGAUAUUGCCACUGCUCAACCUUCCUUGCAAAGUCAUCUGGUUCCAUUGAGGGCUCAAACUCUUAUCCACGGCCAAUUUUUGUCAAAUCCAUGGAAAUCCUCCCAACUCCCUACAAGGCUAAAUUUUCAUGUGGGGCACCUGGAGACUCUGACUCAAGGUGGUAAACUCCAGAUUAGAGCCGUUGCUACCCUUGAACCCAAGUGCUCAGUUCCAAAAGAAGAUGGACGUAAUAAGUCACAGCUCGGCCGUGAUUCAAGUCCUUCGUCCACUCAGCUUGAAACUUGGAAGUCUGGAGACUCAGAUGAGGAACUGGACGAGAGAGAAAAGUUAAGACGGAUAAGGAUUUCUAAAGCAAAUAAGGGAAACACACCGUGGAACAAAGGCAGGAAGCACAGUGCCGAAACCCUUCAACGGAUAAGGGAGAGAACAAGGCUUGCAAUGCAGAAUCCUAAGGUCAAAAUGAAGUUGGUUAACCUUGGACAUGCUCAGAGCAAAGAGACAAGAGAAAAAAUUGGAAUUGGAGUGCGAAUGGGGUGGGAAAGGCGCCGUGAGAAGUUAAUGGUGCAGGAAAAUUGCCACUUUGAGUGGAUGAACUUGAUUGCAGAAGCUUCUAGAAAAGGCUAUUUCGGUGAGGAAGAGCUGCAGUGGGAUUCUUACAAGAUGCUAGAUGCACAGCUGACAAAGGAGUGGUUGGAAAGUGUCGAAGAAAGGAAAACGAUGCCUAGACCAAAAGGUAGCAAGAGAGCACCAAAAUCCCUUGAACAGAGAAGGAAAAUUGCAGCAGCCAUUGCAGCCAAAUGGGCUGAUCCCGAAUACCGUAAGAGAGUUUGCUCUGGCUUGGCAAAUUAUCAUGGCACACCAGCUGGGGCUGAAAGAAAAUCGAAGAGGAAGCCAAUGGGUGGUACACGGUCCAUGCAGAGCCCUUCAAAGAGGAAAGCUAGUGACACAAACAAUUCUUCUACUAGUGAGAAUAUAAGCCCAAUUGAGCGGUUAAGGUUUCAAAGAAGAAAUAAACCACUUUAUAAGGAUCCUAUGGCAAGUUCCAAACUUGAAAUGAUAAAGAACAUCAGAGCACAAAGAGCAGCAGAAGAAUCUAAGAAAACAGAAGCUGUUGAACGAGCAAGACUUUUAAUUGCUGAAGCUGAGAAGGCUGCGAAAGCCCUUGAGGUUGCUGCAGUGAAGAGCCCUGUUGCUCGAGCUUCCCUCAUUGAAACCAGAAAGCUUAUAGCAGAAGCAAUUCAAUCAAUUGAAUCCAUUGAGAGUGGACAGGUUACAUCUGAUGAGAAUGGUGGAUAUGUUUCUGUUGACUCAGCUGAACCAGUUAGCCAGGUUGAAAAGAAUAUGCAAAUCCAAUCUGAAAACAGCGGUUUGAACCAAGCAGAACAGAAAGAAGUAAAUGGCAAGCAAAACCUUUCAUUAAGUAAGAAUGAGGAGUUUAAUUUCCCUAACUAUGUGUUCCAGAGGAUAGUGAACGGUGACAAUGAUGAACUUACUUCUCCGAGCUCGAAUAAUUAUAGUUUAUCAACUCUCAACUUUGAAAGUUUAAUUAAGAAGUCUGAUUCAUCUAAACAUGUUGACCUGUUGGUAACAAAUGGGAUUAUCAAACAUGAGAGGAAUCCUCUACCAAAUGGAAUCAAAUUUAAGCUGAAGGAUGGUGACGUGCCCUCUAAACCAGUUAUUGUAACUAAGAAAUGGGUCCGUGGUAAGCUUGUUGAAGUAACUGAAGAAGCUUCAUAGAUAUCAUAAACUAGACAUAGAUAUUCAUCUGAUCUUCCUGAACAUACUGAGCAUAUGCUGCAAUGUGUUAUGUGCAAGAGUCCAACAAUCUUCAUGAAGGAGCUUGGGCACUGCCACUGACUUGUGGAAUUUUCCCUAUUAUCAGCUAUAUUUAAUAGUUGCAAUUGGCAGAAUCUUUUGAUAUUACUGCAGCACUUGAAGCACAGAUGUAUCUGUCAGUACUUUUUUUAAAAUUGUAAUGUUAGAUUAGUUCUUAAAUGAAAAAGUAUUACUUUCUUCGUGUA
This is a messenger RNA of Theobroma umbraticum, 2322 nucleotides long. Its product is annotated as muscle M-line assembly protein. The record is from RefSeq and is a predicted model, not a curated record. Lineage: Eukaryota; Viridiplantae; Streptophyta; Magnoliopsida; Malvales; Malvaceae. Gene Ontology annotation, molecular function: DNA binding.